GUUGUUACGACUAUGACCACGACCUCUCGGCGGAACCUAUUUGUUGACUUACACACAUUGCGCUGGCGUUAUACCGGAAAAUUAUACCCUCACACUGUCACCGCAACUGUCUGAAUCAAACUCAUGGCUGUGGACAAUUUCUCCUACAAGGACAGCAUACGAGCUGCUUUGGCCUCGUGCAUGCCAUGCUUUAGUAGCAUAGCGCCUGUCAACUCCAAUGAUAAUGCCCAUAGCGAUGCCAGAACCCAUAGGUCGCCAUCAAACGAACUCGAAGGGCUCUUGCGUGACACAAACACAGAAAUAGAAACGCUCUCUCUGCACUCAAACAUCGGUGCUGGCCGGAGAAAGCCUCGAAAGCGCCCUGCAUUCUCGCUGACACUCUUUGGGUACACGUUAUUCGGCCGCCCGCCGAUUUACCUUUCGGACGAUGAAGACGAACGAGGAUGGAGGAGGAGAGCACUUGGCACUGCAUCAUCAUCCACGCUAGACUCGGAUGCAGCACCGCUGGAUGCAUCGACUAUUGCUCGCCUGUCGUCUCCAGACCGUGCAGAAGCCGAGCAGCAUAGACGUGAUGAAGAAGCACAGCGGAAGGCAGAGAGGAAGGCACGGCGCAGGGAGCGCAAGGAGCGAGAGCGCAUGUCUACUUUACUCUCACUCAAUGGUAACUCUCUUGUCAAAGAGAGUGGUUUCGAGGGGUUCCAAGGCAGUGGGGAAUCCGCGAUACCCUCGCUGCCAGCCAGUGAAUUUGGGCCAUUUGUGCGGGGACAAGAAGAAUUGUCAGCCGUAGGAGGAGAAGGAGAAGGCUCUGAGGAUGUCGACGAUGCUGACCUUGGCGGGGAGUUGUACACCCGCAAGAAACGCCAUUCUGUUUGGAGUGGUUCGGGUUCAGAUUCUCGCUCUCGGACAUCUGCGUCGGUCUCCAACGGAGAUGCAAAUUUACAUUACAACCAUCAUCAGCCUGAGCUGGCACAAGCUGUCCCACCGUCAUACCCACAGACCGAAAUGCAGCUGCCCAACUCAGCCAAAAAGUCAAAACACCGCACGUCAAAACGCUUCUCGCCCCUCUCGUCUUCAACAGCAUCACAGUCCACGGCACCUUAUACUCCCGCACCGUCCAUUUCUGUGUCUCCAGCCGUUGCUGCAUUCCCUGUCCCCCAUGAGCGCAUGGGGCACGCCAUUGAGGGAGAGGAUGUACGGGGAUUUCCAAGCGUUGGACUGUCGAGCGCAAGAGGGAAAACGAGAGAGAUGGGUGUGUUCCUCGCUAGCCGAGAGGCUGCUCAGUCGUGAUUGGGAGUGUAAACAACAGUGUGCUUUAUUUUUUGGUAUGCACAUCUACAUUUAUCAUGUAUGGAUACUUAUAUUGUUCUGUGGAUGGGAUUUAUGCUAUGAUAUCAGUGUUUUUUUAGAUGCUUUGAGC
This is a messenger RNA of Suillus plorans, 1417 nucleotides long. RefSeq lists its product as uncharacterized. NCBI's taxonomy places the organism in Eukaryota, Fungi, Basidiomycota, Agaricomycetes, Boletales, Suillaceae. The coding region runs from base 124 to 1287 and encodes 387 amino acids. The transcript has a single exon. The record is from RefSeq and is a predicted model, not a curated record.